AUGGCAGAAAAAAUAAAAAGAUUCUUUGCUAAGAAAAAGGCGGAUGCAAAGUUCAAGCUAGCAGGCCCCGGUAGAAAGUUGACAGAGUCUUCGACUGCGGUUGUAGGGCCCAGUAAAUCUAAAUCUGCUUACAUCCCGGCUAAAGUAGAACCUAGCGAGGCUGCUAAGCAAGCCGCAGAAGCUGCAUUGAUCCGAUUGCAGGGCCAGAAGAAAGAUACUGUUUUUAAUACUUCAUUAGCUGCCAUUCAGGCUAAAGUUAGGAAGGAGUUAGAGGCUGAAACUAAAGAGCAGGGACAUGGGUCUGGAUCUCCUACGAAAGUUCAAGAAAACGAAUUCGAGUAUUCUGCUCAUUUGGCUGUGAAAGGAGUAUACUUCAAAUGUCCUCUAAUUAGUGAUGAAAUACUGACCAAAGAAGAGUGGAAACUGAAAAUAAAGGACUUUUUGUUCAACACCCUUGCAGAAGAACGUGCAAUGACGUCAUGUUUAAUUAUUUAUUCUUGCAAUUAUAACAGAUCAAAGGUCAUGGACUGCGUGAACGUUUUAGUUAGAUAUUUAGACAAUCUCAUUGCCAAUCCAGACGAAAUCAAAUUCCAUAAAAUUCGUUGUUCAAACGCCACUUUCUGUGAUAAAGUGCUCCCCAUUUUGGGGGCCACGGAUUUCCUAUACGCUUGCGGAUUCAGACAGCAAAAAAUCGAAAAUAAUGGUGUCGAUGAGGAUUUUUGGGUGUGGUCACUUGAUAACGUUGAAAAUCUCGAAACUUUACAGUUUAUGAGGGAAACUCUAAAAGCCGAGGAACGGGUCGAGCUGGAGAUCGACAGGAACCUUCAGGUCCUUUCUCCAGCCCAAGCCGCGAAACGUUUGGAACUACCGGCCGAUUUUUACGCCUUGUCCGCCGACGAGAUAAAGCGCGAGAAACAACAAAGGAGCGAAAUGGUGGAGAAACAACUGCAAUUAAGGACGAAAGCCAUGAGGGAAAAGGACGAAAUUCGCGAGAUAAGAAAAUACAAAUUUUGUUUAAUCAGAAUCAGGUUCCCGGACGGUUUAUACCUACAAGGAACUUUCUCGGUCUACGAAAAAUUCUCCGAGGUUUUAGACUUCGUCACCGACAACCUCGAACACGAAGGUCUACCGUUCGUCCUAUCCGCCCCCACCGGUCACAAAAUGGAAGACGCCGAUAAAGAAAGCACCCUACUGGAUCUCCGUCUCGUUCCCGCCACCAUAUUGCUGUUCCAUUGGGACGCCAGUGUCGAAGAGGAUCUGAAGGCUGCAGGGAAUGUGGCGUACCUAAAACCCGAAGUCAUGUUGCUCGUUCAGUCGUUGUAG
This is a messenger RNA of Psylliodes chrysocephalus, 1323 nucleotides long. NCBI's taxonomy places the organism in Eukaryota, Metazoa, Arthropoda, Insecta, Coleoptera, Chrysomelidae. The record is from the annotation of a GenBank genome assembly.